Thrips palmi is the source of this 2224-nucleotide messenger RNA. Its product is annotated as endoplasmic reticulum chaperone BiP-like. Gene Ontology annotation, molecular function: ATP hydrolysis activity; ATP binding; misfolded protein binding. Gene Ontology annotation, cellular component: cytoplasm. Gene Ontology annotation, biological process: cellular response to unfolded protein; protein refolding. The transcript has 8 exons. Bases 181 to 1878 code for a protein of 565 amino acids. The record is from RefSeq and is a predicted model, not a curated record. Lineage: Eukaryota; Metazoa; Arthropoda; Insecta; Thysanoptera; Thripidae.
UGUGGUGGUAGUAGCAGCAGCAGCAGCGGCGGCGGCGGCAGUGUGCAGUGAGGCUUUCGCGAGGAAGGGUGUUGUGUCGUGUGGUCGGAGCGCUCCACAUUUCGCCGGUGUUUUUGUUGUGAUUCUGCGCAGUCCUGUGUUGAUCUUGAUCUUGGUCGUCGGCAGCAGAAGUUUGACUCCAUGGCAAUGAAGAGAAGUUUCGACUCGAUGGAGUCCGGUGCGGGGUCUUCGUCCGGUUCUGGCGGCUCUGGUUCGGGCCUGGUCGUCGGCAUCGACUUGGGGACCACCUACUCCGUGGUCGGCGUCUGCAGGAAAGGGCGCGUCGAAAUCUUCUGCAACGACAGUGGCAGCCGCAUCACACCCAGCGUGGUCGGCUUCAUGGGCGGGCAGAUGUUUGUCGGGGACGCGGCCAAAGACCUGCCAGCCGUCAACCAAGUGUACGAUGCCAAACGGCUGAUUGGACGCCCAUGGAUUGACGUUUGUGAUUUUAGAAAGAGGCAUUGGCCAUUUACCUUGGUUGAAAAGAAUGGAGAGGCCAAAAUCAGAACAUUUGUCAACGGCUCAAAGAAGGACUUCUGCCCUGUAGAGAUAUCUGCCAUGGUUUUGCGUGGGUUAAAAGAAAUAGCUGAAGGAGUCCUGCAGGAACGUGUCACCAGGGCUGUAGUGACAGUCCCAGCAUAUUUCAACGAACGCCAAAGACAGGCGACAAAGCUUGCAGGUACAGUUGCAGGGCUUGAAAUCAUUGCCAUGAUAAAUGAGCCCACUGCAGCUGCUAUAGCCUACGCUCUGGAUAAAAAGAAAAGUGGCCAAAGUGAAAGUGACAAGAAAACAGUUUUUAUCUACGAUUUAGGAGGUGGCACUUUUGAUGUGAGUGUUUUGACGGCUGCUGGGUCGGAGUAUACAGUGUUGGCAUCUGAUGGCGACACCAACUUAGGGGGCCAGGACUUUGAUGAGAGGUUGCUCCACCAUUUUAUAGAGGAAGUGCGCACAAAGCACGGCGUCAACUUAGACCCUACUUCAGUACAGGAACUGAGGAAGGUGUGUGAGCUGGUAAAGAGAAAGUUGUCCACGUUAGCAGAGGUGCCCAUAUCCCAUUUCUUCAGUCGGCACAACUUAGCAUUCAAGAGCUCAAUAACACGAGCCCGUUUUGAGAGUCUGAUAAUAGACUUGCUAAAGAAGACUCUUAUAACAUCAUCUAAAGUGAUCACAGAAAGCAAGCUGCAGCCCGGCGACAUCGACGAGGUGGUGCUGGUGGGGGGCUCCACCCGCAUCCCCAAGGUGACCUCCUUGCUGAGGGAGCUGUUCGUGGACAAGGAGCCACGGCGCUCCAUCAACCCGGACGAGGCCGUGGCGUUCGGCGCGGCCGUGCACGCCGCCACCCUGAGCGGGGACAAGUACUUCUCCAACCUGGUGAAGCUGCGCGACGUCACGCCACUGUCACUUGGCAUCGACACGGUCGGGGGGCUGUUCUCCCCCGUCAUUCCACGAAAUACACCCGUGCCGUGCGAGCGGACCAGCCAGUUCAGCAACGCGCACGACUACCAGACGGCUGUCAACUUCAAAGUGUUCCAGGGAGAACGUCCUCUUAGCAAAGACAAUUAUUAUCUGAAGAAAGAAUUCUCUGUCAGCGUACCUCCAAAGCCAAGAAAUGAGAAUAAGCUUGAUUGCACUUUCAAUCUAGACGCAAAUGGUCUGUUGACUGUUUGGGCAAUUGACAAAGAGACUGGGAACCGAGGCCAGGUCACAAUUAAUCCGAAGGAUGCAAAAGUUAGUGAGAAAGAGCUUGAAACUAUGCUCAAAAACGCUCAAAAAUUAAGAGAUAUGGAUCAGAAAGCGAAACAAAAAUUGGAGAAUGAGUACAAAAGGCAGUGUUUGUAAAGUUGCUGUCCUUUGUCCUGUCUAUUUUAUUUUAAGGUUUACGCGAAGCCUUUGGAACUCAAAGGCCUUCGUGUGAAAUACUGUCAUAAUAAUUUGUUUCUUUCAUAGCCAUGACAACAUGGUUGGUAAUUGUAUACUUCUUCAAGUGACAGUAUUGUGAGAUUCACUUCAAUUUGUUUCUUUAUAGUAUAACCAUGGUCUCUGUCAGUAACUGAAGAAUUUUCAUCCUUUUGUUGUCAAAUCUUUUAUAACUUGAUGUAUUUGUAAAUAUUAUUGUGAGUGUUUUACUUAGAGUAGGUGAUGCCCACAUUGUUAUUAAACAUGUCAUUUUAUGACCGAAAACCCC